Molecule: messenger RNA, 2334 nt
Organism: Rodentolepis nana
Lineage: Eukaryota; Metazoa; Platyhelminthes; Cestoda; Cyclophyllidea; Hymenolepididae
Source: the annotation of a GenBank genome assembly
AUGUUUUUGCCUUUGAAGAAGCAGCGAUGUGCAGCAUUAAGAGGUUUUGCCAUCAUUCCCGCCGAUGAGGAAACGGAGGUUGGUCUGGGAAGUGAAAUCAAAGCACGGUCUUCCAAUGCACCUAACACGAAUGGAGAAAAAGUGGACCGUGAAUCUGAUGACGACGACGACGAUGAACAGAAGGCUGAUGAAGAAGUUUUAGACGACGAGGUUCUUAGAGCACUUGAUGAAAUGAAGAAGUUAACUCCUGUGGCUCCAAUUCAUGCAUUACCAUUAUAUUCCCUCCUACCAGUUGAACAGCAAAGUCGUGUAUUUGAGUCUCCGCCGGAAGGUCAUCGUUUGGUCGUUGUGGCAACCAAUGUCGCCGAAACCUCCCUCACCAUUCCUAACAUUCGAUACGUCGUGGAUACUGGAAAGGUGAAAUCGAAGAUCUACGAUACUGGUACAGGCUCUUCCUGUUUCCGUAUUGUGUGGAUUAGUCAGGCGUCAGCAGAACAGCGAGCAGGUCGUGCUGGUCGUAUUGGACCCGGUCAUUGCUAUCGUCUUUACUCCUCUCAAAUUUAUUCUGAUGAAAUGGAACCUUUCUCGGCACCGGAUAUUCUCACUCGGCCAAUUGAUGAAGUUGUCCUCCUACUCAAGUCAUAUCUUGGAAGUACCCCCCUCUCCCGUUUCCCACUACCUACCCCACCAACUCCAAAUUCUGUAGAAGCUGCAGAACGACGUCUCACUGCUUUGGGUGCUCUUGAAUCCAAAAAACAGGGCUCAGAUAUUAUUCGCACAAUUACUCCAGCUGGUCGUUGGAUGGCGCGUCUACCCUUGUCAACUCGUUUCGCACGAAUGUUACUUUUCGCCAACCAGUGUGGCCUCAUGCCGUAUGCUGUAGUUUUGGUAGCUUCUCUUUCAGUGCAAGAUUUCUUCCUUAACGACCAAUCACAUGGAGAGAUGGCGGAAUUAGAGAAGGCAGCAGCGGCCGAGGAUCUUACUAUGAGUGGAAGGAAACGUAAGAGAGCUAAACUCUCAGAGGCGGAUGGAAUCGCUCAGGCUCGUGUGAAUUUCCUCCGUCAGUUUUUGAAAACCGAAAGCGAUCUAAUGUUGGGUGACUUGGCAGUUCUACUUGGAGCCUUCUGUUGUUUUGAACGCUACUGGGCUGAGUUGAUUGGAACUAUUCCACGUAGUGAAGACAGUGGAAUCUCUGAACAGAUUGCUCGUGUUGCACGUCUCAAUCCCGAAAGCGUAAUGCGUCAACUCGUUCAGAAGUGUGGUGUUCGAUGGAAGGCUUAUAUUGAAGUGCGCCAACUUCGACAACAGCUUACACAAAUCCUAAACGCCAAUAUUCCGGAUCUUAAUUUGGAGAUAGACCCUGCUCUACCGAAGCCCACUUUCGUUCAGGUUGAGCAGUUGCGUCAGCUAUUUUUGGUGGGUUCCGUCUGUCAUCUUGCUGCUAAGUACGAUCUCCCUGCUGAAGGUCUCCCAGCUAAAGAUCGACGACGACUAAAGUAUGCCUACAAAGUUCUAGGUAUUCAAGAGCCUGUUUUCAUUGACACAACCUCGCCUUUAGCCCGAGAGAACUGCAGUUUUGUGGCAUUUACUGAACUUCAUACUAGCUCAAAGCCCUAUCUUCGUAACGUUUGUGCGAUAAAUCCGGCCUGGAUUCCAUUUCUCGCUCCUCGUAGUUAUCGUGUGGAAGGGGUAUGCACAAUGGAGAGUUCUGAAACGGUUCUAACAACCGAAGUAACAACACCUCAGCUUGUCGCUUCUACAGAAGGAGAAAAAGAUUGCAAGAAGAGGAAACCAGAAGAGAAACCUAGUUACCCAAAUGAAUGUCCCCCACCAUUCUACGACCCCAAGCACGAUACUGUGUUAGCUUAUGCAAAGCGAGUCUAUUUCAUUGGCGCAGAUUUAGCCGAAAUGAAUAGCCUUGGUGUUGAGACUGGACUGGAGCUGCCUGCCUUGUAUACACCAUUCCCAUUGACUGGAGAGGCGUCCUGUGCCGCUCUGGGUGAUAGGGAGGCUCUUAUUUGGAGUGUGAGGUGGUUUGCUCGCGCCCUCCUUGAGGGCAAUGUGUAUCCAGACAAGAAGCAACUGGGCAAUUGGUUUCCGAAAGAACUCAAAACAUCUAUGCAUCCGAGGAUUAUUACGCGUUCAUGGGGAUUAGGAAGGUCAGAAGUGAAGGGAUUAAUCAAAAAGAUGUUGUCGAAGAAAGUCAAUUCUAAAUGCAGCCUCGAAGCUUGCCUUGCCGAAGAUUCAACAUUUCUUUCAAACGAACUUGCGACGUGGUUGCCACCAAGUCACCAUGCCGAUUUCUUUGCCAAGUGGCCUCCCACCAAGGUGUGA